Molecule: messenger RNA, 1919 nt
Organism: Anoplopoma fimbria (sablefish)
Lineage: Eukaryota; Metazoa; Chordata; Actinopteri; Perciformes; Anoplopomatidae
Gene: tmem39b
Product: transmembrane protein 39B
Exons: 9
Coding region: 306-1772 (488 amino acids)
Cellular component (GO): membrane
Source: RefSeq, a predicted model, not a curated record
UCUCCUCCCACAGGUCGCUCACAUAUCCGCGCCCCCAUCUACCAGCGGCUAGUUUCACAUCAACAAUGACUGUCUUCGCUGAUUUCAGUGGGAAACACGCCAGUAUUUCAACCAGUGUUUUGAAGAUGUGUCGCGGUUGACCCGUAGUUUAUGCCACAGAGCGGCCUCCUGCACGCACACCGGAGCCUGCCACCGGGGAGCGCGCGUCCACUCGUCCAGCCUGUUUUUGUAGAUAAAAGCCCAAGGAGAGAAAUCAUAAAAACCAGUUGCAUAGCUGGGAGAGGUGAGCUGUGGGAGUGUCUGCAAUGGCUGGUGGAAGGAGAGGGGCAAACCGUACCACGUACUGCAGACCUCCACUAAGCAACGAACCAGGCUCGGUCAGCAACGGCAAUCACUCCACCAGCUCCCCGGUCACAGGGGUGCGAUCUCGUACAAGGAAUGGUUCAGGGACAUGCAUGUCCAAUCCCCCUCUGGCUGCGCAGACGGUUGUUCCUCUGAAGCACUGUAAGAUCCCAGAGUUAUCGGUGGAUCGUAACGUGCUGUUCGAGCUCCAUCUUUUCUUCUGCCACCUCAUCGCCCUUUUUGUCCAUUACGUCAACAUCUACAAGACUGUGUGGUGGUACCCCCCAUCACACCCUCCCUCUCACACAUCACUGAACUUUCACCUUAUCGAUUAUAACAUGCUGGUGUUCACAAUCAUCAUACUGGCACGGAGGUUAAUUGCAGCAAUCGUUAAAGAGGCAUCACAGAGUGGGAAACUGUCCUUCCCUCAUUCGAUCUUUCUAGUGAUGGCUCGGUUUGCUGUGCUCACGCUGACGGGCUGGAGCCUGUGCCGCUCCCUUAUUUACCUCUUCAGGACCUACUCUGUCCUCAGCCUGCUCUUCCUCUGCUACCCAUUCGGGAUGUAUAUUCCAUUCUUCCGGCUGAGCUGUGACUUCCGGCGAGCAGGUCCGCUCUCCCCCGUCGCCAGCAUCGGCUCCAAGGAGGUGGGCAGCGUGGGCCGGGGCAGGGACUACCUGACUGUGCUGAAGGAGACGUGGAAGCAGCACACCAGCCAGCUGUACGGCGUCCAGGCCAUGCCCACCCAUGCCUGCUGCCUCUCCCCGGAUCUCAUUCGCAAGGAGGUGGAGUACCUGAAGAUGGACUUCAACUGGAGGAUGAAGGAGGUGCUGGUCAGCUCGAUGCUCAGCGCUUACUAUGUGGCCUUUGUUCCUGUCUGGUUUGUCAAGAGUACACAGUAUGUGGACAAGCGCUGGUCUUGUGAGCUCUUCAUCCUGGUGUCAGUCAGUACGUCAGUCAUCCUCAUGAGGCACCUGUUGCCACCUCGAUACUGCGACCUACUUCACAAAGCCGCAGCUCACCUCGGCUGCUGGCAGAAAGUAGACCCCUCGCUCUGCUCCAAUGUUCUUCAGCACAUAUGGACAGAGGAGUACAUGUGGCCACAGGGAGUUCUGGUUAAACAUAAUAAGAACGUCUACAAGGCCAUGGGUCACUACAAUGUUGCAGUUCCAUCAGAUGUGUCCCAUUAUCGCUUUUAUUUCUUCUUCAACAAGCCUUUACGAAUAUUGAACAUACUCAUCAUCCUUGAAGGUGCCAUGAUAUUCUACCAGCUCUACUCGUUGAUAUGUUCAGAAAAGUGGCAUCAGACGAUAUCACUGGCUCUGAUCCUCUUCAGCAACUACUACGCCUUCUUCAAGCUGCUCAGAGACAGAAUAGUCCUAGGAAAGGCAUACUCGUACUCAAACAGCUCAUCAGACCAGAAAGUCAGUUAGAUUUUUAGUUAUUAUUGUUCGCAUUCACUUUUGGAACCACACAAACAUGCCUAAGAGCUCUGUAUUUUUUCUACAAACUGCAUUUUGUGUCGCGUUUUUGUUCUGAUCUGCCAUAAUAAAAAGACAUAUUUUUGUAUUACUUUAAAA